AUACCAAUAGUACAAUUACAUUGUACUAUACUUGGUGUAAAGAUGCAGGAAAAUCUAAUCAAUUUACUGAAGGUACACAAUCAUUAAGAAAACAAACUAUUGAAAGACAUCUUAUAAUUAAUGAUCAUCAAAAAGCUAUUAUUGCUUGGGACAAUCGACAAACAAAGCUUAUGCAAGGAUUUACUCGACAACUUAGUAUUCAAAAAUUAACAAUUAUUUCAUUAAUACAAAAUAUAUAUUACCUUUCAAAAAAUAAUCAAGCUAUAACCCAAUUUUUUAAUUUAUGUCAAUUAAAUCAUUUACAAACUAUAAACCAAGAACAACUUUAUUUUGAAAUAGAACCUAUUGUAUUAAAAUCGAAUAAUAAAAAUUUUAAUCAAUCUAAUCAAUCUAGAAAUGAAUAUGCUACUUAUGAAAAUCCAAUUUCUGGACGCAUAUUUCUUAAAACAAUAUCAUUUACUAUUAAACAUGAAGUUAUUCAAGAAAUAUUAAAUUCAAAAUAUUGGAGUAUUUUGAUAGAUAAAAGUACUAUAUUUACUAAUAAACAUCUUGCAGUUGUAACAAAGCACUUAUCUGAAAAUAAACCUAUUUUACAUUAUUUUGAAAUGAUCAAAUUAGAAGAUUGUAGUGCUGAAUCAUUUACUAUAAAUUUAAAAAGAUUUAUAUUAGCUAAAUUACUUAAUAUUGAAAAUUUGGUUCAUUUUGGAAGUGAUGGUACAAGUACUAUGCUCGGUCAUCAAAAUAGAGUUGCUGCAUGUCAAGAUGCUGCUGAAAAAAUAUUAUAUUUUGAAAAAUAUGAAAAGUUAGUAAAAGAAAUUUAUACAUAUUUUAGUAGUUCUUAUAAAAGAUUAUUAAAACUAAAGAUGGUACAAAAUACUUUAGAAGAACCUGAAUUAAUGAUAUUAAAUAUUUCAAUUAAGAGAGCAUUAUUAGAUGAAGCAGCAAAUAAUAUGCAGGCAGCUAUUUUAUUAGCAGAUAUUAAUCAGACUUUUGAAAUCCAUGCGAUGCAUUACAAGCUCAAUUUAUUGGUAAAUAACAUUUUACCUACUUAUGGACAAAUUUUACUUAAAUAUAUAGAAGAAAAUAAUUUAGAUACUAGUCAAUUUUCUACCUUUAUCUCUGAAUUUGCAUCUGCCACAAUAACAAGUUUAAAUAAUCAUUUUCCAAAUCUAGAAUUUUAUAAAGCUAUAAAAAUAUAUGAUCCAAAACAGUUACCAAUAUCUAAUAAUGAUUUAGCAAACUAUGGUAAUGAAGUGAUUAAUAUUCUUAGUAAUUUUUAUGGAACAGAAAAAGUUAUUAAUAAUCAACAAUUUAUACCACCAUUAGAAAAAAAAAGAUUUAAUUAA
Dentiscutata heterogama is the source of this 1346-nucleotide messenger RNA. NCBI's taxonomy places the organism in Eukaryota, Fungi, Glomeromycota, Glomeromycetes, Diversisporales, Gigasporaceae. The record is from the annotation of a GenBank genome assembly.